UCGGUUGCAUCAUUCGGUUUAUCACUGAAGAGAAACUAAACAUGGUAUAGACCUCGUGACAAGCUUAAUCACGCGUGUUAUCAUUUCCGCUUUUGAAAGAGAGCUGCGUCGCAGAAUCCCCUCACGAGGAUGAUAUUAAAUCUGGGUCUCGAUAUCGUAGACACAUGACCGACAAGACUGAAGUUAGACUCGCAGUCGCGACGUCACAAUCGUCUUAUCUCACUCUGUACAAGCUGUAGAAAACGAUACGGAAGAUCAUCGCGCUGGAAUUCAACGGACGAACUUGAUAAACAACGAAUGCGAUGCGUAGCUAGUAUAUAUACAUAUAUUAUGUAUGUGCAUACAAACAUCGAACGUCGCCAGCGACACCAAUGGACUCCAUUGUCGUUGAAUCACGUGGCCUAUGCUGGUGGAAGUGGUGGAUGGUGGAAAGUAAUAACAGGGAGAGGGAGGAAUACAAAAGAACGACGCUCCUACUGCUAGUCGGAAACGAUUGUGAUUGUCACAGAUUGUCCGUGGUAGACUCAGAUAGCGAGAAAAAGUUUUGCCAGGAAUAAAGAGAGCUCGUAAGUGUAAACUCGUGUGACUUGAGGAAGAAACAUGAAGAGUGUGGUAGUCCUGUUGUUACUGGCAGUUUUUGCCACGGGACAAGCUAUUUCUUUUAACAAGAUUUUGGAUGCAGAAUGGUUCAUUUUUAAGACACAUCAUAAAAAAGUCUACCAAUCUUCGGUUGAAGAGGGAUAUAGAAUGAAAAUCUUCUUGGAUAACAAGCGCAAAAUUGUUGAACACAAUCAGAAAUAUGAACUGAAUGAAGUUCCCUACAAAUUAGGAAUGAAUAAAUACGGCGAUAUGUUGCAUCAUGAAUUUAUCAAUACUUUGAAUGGUUUCAAUAAGUCAGCAAAGGGUCAAAAGCAAUUUAUGGGAGCAACAUUUAUCUCGCCAGCUAAUGUCGAAUUGCCAAAAGAAGUCGAUUGGAGGAAACAUGGUGCUGUUACAGAAGUUAAAGAUCAAGGACAUUGUGGCUCUUGCUGGGCAUUCUCUACUACUGGCUCUUUGGAAGGACAGCAUUUCAGACAGGCUGGCAUUUUAGUAUCACUUAGUGAGCAAAAUUUGGUUGAUUGUUCUGGCAAGUAUGGCAACCAAGGAUGCGAUGGUGGUUUGAUGGAUAAUGCCUUUAGAUAUGUCAAAGAUAACAAAGGCCUUGAUACCGAAAAGAGUUACCCAUAUGAAGCGGAGAAUGACAAGUGCAGAUACAAUCCGAGAGAUAGCGGCGCUACUGAUGUCGGUUUCGUAGAUAUUCCAAGAGGAAAUGAGCACAAGUUAAAGGCUGCAGUCGCUACUAUAGGUCCGGUCUCGGUUGCUAUUGAUGCCUCUCAUCAAUCUUUCCAGCUUUAUAGUGAAGGAGUGUAUUUUGAUCCUGAGUGCAAUUCAGAAAAUUUAGAUCAUGGUGUGUUGGUCGUUGGCUAUGGUACAGACUCAAAAACCGGUCAUGAUUAUUGGCUGGUAAAGAAUAGUUGGGGCGAAACAUGGGGUGAAAAUGGUUACAUCAAAAUGGCCAGAAACAAGGACAAUCAUUGUGGUAUAGCAAGCAGUGCCAGCUAUCCUCUCGUUUAACUGCCGUUGAUAACUAACUUUUUAGUUUCGACCUAAUUCAGACAUGACAGCUGUGAGAGGCCUAAUAAAGUUUUACGAAUUUUAGAAUAAA
Trachymyrmex cornetzi is the source of this 1705-nucleotide messenger RNA. It is a transcript of the gene CtsL1, whose product is annotated as cathepsin L. Gene Ontology annotation, molecular function: cysteine-type peptidase activity. Gene Ontology annotation, biological process: proteolysis. The transcript has 7 exons. Bases 601 to 1614 code for a protein of 337 amino acids. The record is from RefSeq and is a predicted model, not a curated record. Lineage: Eukaryota; Metazoa; Arthropoda; Insecta; Hymenoptera; Formicidae.